Nannizzia gypsea CBS 118893 is the source of this 1485-nucleotide messenger RNA. RefSeq names its product MFS phospholipid transporter Git1. Gene Ontology annotation, molecular function: carboxylic acid transmembrane transporter activity. The transcript has 6 exons. Gene Ontology annotation, cellular component: plasma membrane. NCBI's taxonomy places the organism in Eukaryota, Fungi, Ascomycota, Eurotiomycetes, Onygenales, Arthrodermataceae. Gene Ontology annotation, biological process: transmembrane transport; carboxylic acid transport. The record is from RefSeq and is a predicted model, not a curated record. Bases 1 to 1485 code for a protein of 494 amino acids.
AUGGCGGACCCGGCGGUCACCUCAAAGAGUGACUCGUCUAUCGAGGCAGGGUCCAACGCAGGGCAAGAGCAACCUCUAGAGAAUCUAGAGAAGUCGAGAUGGGAGCGUAGCUGGCCGACGAUAGCUUGCGGCGCUGGCCUCUUCUCUGAUGGGUAUCUGAACAACGUUAUUGGCUCCGUCAACACCAUUCUCUCUACGAUCUAUCCAGAUUCAUACAACGAAUCUUCCGCCGUUAAAAAUGUUCCAUCGAUUGCUUUCGCUGGUACGGUUGUUGGCCAGCUCCUGUUCGGCUAUAUAAGCGACCACUAUUCCCGCAAAUGGUCGCUGAUGGCCUCGACUAUCAUCCUGAUCAUUUUCGCCGCGUUAUGCGCUGGUGCUUAUGGUGCAGGAGGCAGCCAGACAGGCCUAUUUGCAGCCCUGACAGCUUACCGUUUCUUUCUCGGGAUCGGUAUAGGCGGAGAAUAUCCUGCCGGCAGCGUCGCAGCUGCUGAAAGCACAGGAGGGCUGAAACAUGGCCACCGCAACCGUUGGUUCAUCAUGUUUACGAAUUUCCAGAUUGACUUUGGAUUUGUUGUUUCUGCUCUGGUGCCUAUGAUCUUGGUCUUGAUCUUUACUGAGAAUCAUCUACGGGCUGCGUGGAGAGUGAUGUUGGGCCUCGGAGUGAUUCCCCCGUUAACUCUCCUUUGGCUACGGCUAAAGCUGAAUGAGCCUGAAGAGUUCAACAGGGAACGUAUGCAUAAGUAUCCCGUAUGGCUUAUUGUCAAAUUCUACUGGAAACGACUGUCGAUUGUCUCCCUCAUCUGGUUUAUUUAUGACUUCUCUGCAUACUCCUUCGGCAUCUACUCGUCCGUCUGGCUGAAAAUCGUCUUGGGCUCAUCGGCUCCUCUAUGGAAGACCUUUGGAUGGAACACUGUUCUCAACCUCUUCUACAUUCCUGGUUCAUUUGCUGGUGCCUGGGUAAGUGAUUGGAUAGGACCAAGACACGCCCUCGCUCUAGGAGUCGGGCUUCAGGGUAUCUUGGGCUUUAUCAUGGCUGGCUGUUAUAAGUACCUCGCUACUCCGCAAAACGUUGCUGGCUUCGUGGUGGUAUAUGGAAUAUUUUUGUCGUUGGGUGAGCUUGGGCCGGGAGACAACAUUGGUCUGGUUGCAUCUAAAACUAGCGCGACUGCUAUCAGAGGGCAGUACUAUGGUAUUGCUGCAGCUAUGGGCAAAAUUGGAGCCUUCGUAGGAACAUACGUCUUUCCCAUCAUCAAAGACAAUGCACCAAAUCCGAUACGAGCUGGACAGGAUCCAUUUUUUGUGUCCAGUGCUCUAUGCUUGUUCAGUGCAGCAUUGGCCGUGUUUUUGUUGCCGCAUAUUGGACAGGAUACGAUCACCUAUGAAGAUAUGCGGUUCAGACAGUAUCUCCAAGAGAACGGGUAUGACACCAGCACGAUGGGAAAUCAAGCGGCAGCCCCGGUGAGCCAUAGUCAAGAGAAGAACUGA